Molecule: messenger RNA, 9570 nt
Organism: Porites lobata
Lineage: Eukaryota; Metazoa; Cnidaria; Anthozoa; Scleractinia; Poritidae
Source: the annotation of a GenBank genome assembly
CCGGUUAAUAGUUGACGUCGUCCUCCCCCGACACCACAAACCGAGAGCUCCCGAGCUCGCAGGUUGACCGCCGCGCUCCUGGUAACAUGAAUAUAGCGGAUUCCUUUAAUUCAAAGGAAAAGCAAUAACAGAAAUGAUCGUUUCACAGGUAUUUCUGCCAAAUUUGUUGCUUCGGUCUACAGCCCUGUAUGGUUAGACGCGUGAAUGGAUUUUUGAUGGCAAACGCUGAAAACCUAAACAGUCUGGAUGAUGCAACAACAACUCACGAAUAGCGAUUAAACUUCUGCAGUAAAUUUGUUUUGGAAAGGCUGUGAAGACGCCUUUGAAACACCAUGUGGAGGACACUAAUUUUGAGAAAGCCUUUUGGAUGCCUUGUACGAGCGAGGAAGAAAACAGUCUCAGAGUGUGGACAUUUUAAAAAUCGACAAAUUCUUGACCGGCGCGUGUUGUCUGCAGAGCGGAAGCUGUUCUACACUACAAGCCAACAACAACUAGAUUUACGACGAUUUCUCGAAGAGGUAAGCUUAUGACUAUAUGCAUCAAAAAUACGAGGCAAAUCGCACGUACGUUUUAUUAGAUCAACGUAAAAACAAGCUUAAUCUACUUGACCCAUCUGUCGUAUAUACAGAGAUAAUCUUGUCGGCUUCAUUUUCAAACGAUUAUCAGCAUUCAAUAUGCGGGACAAAUCGCACGUACGGUAUCAUUACACAAUCAUUGUUAGAAUAAAUGAGAAUUGAGAGUUUGUAAACAAAUCCCUGUGAGUCUACAUAGAGAGGAAACAGGCACGUGAGACUGCACGUGACCGCACCCCCGCCCCCCCGGCCAGGACUUAGCAGAGCAUACUGCUAAAGUUGUAAAAUGCCCCUGCAACCCAAGGCCAACUUUUUCCUGUAACUGAAAUUAAAAAACUUAUGCCAACAUUAAUGCGUGAUGCUCCUGAUACAGUGUUACGCUCAAAAUUAUAACAGAAUAAUCCAACAAGCUCUGGCCUUUAUCGUUUGUAACUACAGUGGAACCCCCCUUACAACUGUCCCAUUUGUAUGACCACCUUGUUAUUAUUAACAAUUAUUCCUCGAGCCCGAAUAGGCUCUGAGUCAAUAGCCCAUGAGGCCGAGGGUGGGCGAGGGGAAUAGUUGUUUUAGUAGAAUCCAACUAGUUGUUCAAAAAUAUCGAGACAAAACAACUUUGGCCAGCAAAAUGCGAUUCAGCAGCCAUUAUUUUGGUUUUCAAAGCCGGCACUUUUUGCUACUAAUGGGCUAUAACAUAUAGCCUAGUAGUAGCUCAACGAAUCGGAAGGCAGCAUUGAUAAUAGACCACUUGUUGGACUUUACUAAUGACCAUUAUUUUUUCGACCCAAACCAUAAAUCACUGGGUCAUUUUGUUAUUUUAAAGACCUUGUUAAUGUAACCACCACAUUAUUACAACCAAGAUUUUAUGGUCAAACAGUGGUCGUGUUAAUGGGAUUCGACUGUACUUAAAAUUAGUGAAGUAGUCUUGAGGAAUUCUUUGAUAUAAUGAAAUCAAUUAUGCAAAUCCUGUUUUAAUAGAUCGGUUCUGAUCCAAAGGAAGCAAGGUAUUGGUUGCGGCAGUUUCAGAACCACGAAUCAGCCCCUGACAAGCCCUUCGCUGUGGUCCAAGUAGAUUCGCAAAUAUUGAAUGAUAAAGUGAUGGUUAGUUAGAGAAGAAAUUUUAUCCAUAUAAUAUGCUAAAAUUAAUGUUUAGAAAAGAUAAUGAUAAAAAAUGAAAUAGAAGAAAGGUUACAAAAUUAUGUCCUUUGCCUUUUCAUUUAUCCCAGAGUUCGCGGAGUCAAAAUUUAACAAAAACUCUAAUGCCUUUUUUGUAAUGCGGAAGAACAAAUGGCAUUAUAAAAGUACCACCAAAGAUUUGUCACUUGAAUGUUCACUUCACAGGAUUUAACUUGUCCACAGAUGCAAAAGUUAAAACCAUGAUAAGAGACUCCCUCGUUUACUAUGAGAAUGAAGGAAUUUAUGGUCACACUAGGCUGAUUUAGCAACAGAAUGCAAGGAACAUCAGUUGAUGACGGCGCACACAAAUCAAACAACUGGCUUGACCAAUGGUAGAGUGGCACAUUGGGCACCGGAAAUCGCAUUCAUUCCUUUCCAAGCACUUGCUCAACUAACUUCCUGUUCUGUUGCUAAAUCAGCCUAUUAUCUCCAGGGGGUGGAAGGUACAGUACAUUUACUCUGUUAAUGAAGUCUGUGGAAAUGAUCAGCCCAAAAGGGAUACCUUUUUCAGGCUUAAGGUUUAUGUGGACAAAGGGCAGAGACUUCACUAGUUUGGGCGUAGCAAAAUAAAAUUAUACGGAAAACUGCCAUUUAGGUAUGAAACGGGUCUUCCAAUGUGUCUCAAAGAGAUGUACCUAAUGGCUGAUCCAUUAGCAAGUACUUUAAAAGGUUACUCAAAAGCACAGUGUGUGAAAUUUUUGAAAUGGUAAUAAAAGGGAAGCAGCGUUAACUCUAGAUACAUGUAUAAAGAGUGGGGAUCAUUUCUUUUUAUGGAAUAAUACAAAGGACAUGAAAGGGGUAUAUUUUUGGUCAGUGGUGGUAUAUGAUAUAGAAAGGGUGGCUCUUUCUUAUUCGACCUCUUUCAAUAUUACAUUUUCUUUCUGUCUUUUCAGUUAGAAAAGCUUGCUUCAUGUUUAGCCUUUCUACAUCGUAAUGGAAUGCCUGUAAUUGUUGUACAUGGUCUGGAUGGACGGGCCGUUGUGAAUGACUCCAGUGAUGUUAGGCUUAGACGAGCUAAACUGAUUGAAGACAACAUCGAAUUUGUUGACCUGUUGGAGAGACAUGGCAGCAGAGCAAGACCCUUCAUGAGCUCUGGCCAUGUUCUCUCUACUCUGGAGGAUGACAACCACAGGUGGGUUAUAAAAUUAUUCUCAGUGCUUGGUGUGUUACUCUUGCUGGAGAGACCAUGCUUUGCUAGAGAGGAUCUAUGGGGGAGUAACGCCUCUAUCAUUAACCCUUUAAGUCCCAAUAGUGACCAACAUCCCUUUUCUCCUAACGAUAUUCAUAGAUUGUCAAGAGAUAGGUUAUGAGAAUUAAUAAAAUGAUCACUUAAGAGAAAAUGCUUUGAUCUUAAAGGGUUAAGACUCAAGCAAAAGUGUCGCCAGUUUGCUGGUCAUUGCCAUCAGGUAGCUUGAAUUUCAGACGAUUACUUCAAGUCGUUUUCUUGUUUAACUGAGGGAGUAAAACUUCAUAAAGUAAUUGUCUGAAAUUCAGGCUAGCUUUCAGGCAGACAAAGAAAUAAUCUCAUCUCUCAUCCACUGGCGCCAAGUGGGCAGAGUGCAUUCACAUAAGCUAACAUACCCUGAAGUGAUUGCUAGGGAUUCAGGACUUGAUAUCGGGGACCUGAGUACAGCGAUGGCAAAUUGUGGUAUUUGAGAAGAAAUCUCCAUCAGUGUCCCAUCCGCUCCAGUGGUCGAGGGAUUAUGAUUACUCUUUACAUCUUGCAGAGAGGUUCAAUUCAUAAAAUGUUUCAGGCUGGGUAGUUUCAUGUGAAUUAAUGUGGAAUGGAUAUGAAUGAGAUCUGUUCUCUGUAGCAAUAAAAUUUAUUAAUUAUUAAUAAAAUCCAUUUGAAGAACUUGUAAUUUGAAUUGCAAAAUUCUAGGUUAGUGGAACACGUGGUUGGAAUACAGAAAAAAAAUUUAAACUUUUCAUAGCUUUAAAAGUCUAUAAAAGUGCCAACUGUUUGAGUACAUUCCCAAAUGUUUCAGGCUUAGCUGAUAAUGGUAGCUGCAACAAAAUCCCGUGCUUCAUUAACCAGUACAAAGAGGAGAUUACUUCUUCCUAAAAUAAUUAAUUCAGUUUUUUUUUUUCACUUUUUCUUGGGAUUUUGUAUUCAUUUUUCCAGUGCUGCUCUUCUUGGAAGGAUAGACAAAGUGGAUGUGAAACCUUUGCAGCAAUCCUUAAGGUAAUAAUUUAACAGGCAACUACAUGCAUGUGAUCUAUAUUAAUUAAUGCUGGGCAUACUUCAUGUAGAAAGGUCAUGUCUUUUGCACAUCCUUUCACUUACAUGUAAGGUUUAAUGAAACAUAGACUAAGAAGGGCCUCAAGUAAGAAUAUAACAAAAAAUCAUCAGUGUAAAAUUACAAUGGUUUUUCUCUGCAAUUAGGUCUGGACACAUUCCCGUGCUGACAGCAGUUGGGGAAUCCCCAUCAGGUCAAGUUCUUUGUGUGGACUCUAAUGAUGCUGCUAUUAGGAUAGCUCAUAUUCUUCAGCCAAUGAAAGUCAUGUUCCUCAAUACUACUGGUGGUUUGCUUGAUAGUCAGGGAAAUGUGAGUGAUUCCUUCCGACAAAAUAUUUUGUGCUUAUUUUCCUUGUAAGUCAUAUCAGGAGAACUAGUAACAGUAACAGUAAAUAAUUUUUAUGUUGCACAAAGUUGUUGUAACUUUUAAGUCUGUGGUGUGAAAUGUGAAAUGAGCAGUACUUUCCUUUGGUACUGCAAGGUGGUUCUUAGGUUUGAGUCUGUAGGUAAAAACCCACAGCGAUGUUAUAUAGUACUGGUUAUUCUCAACUGUAAUUUUAUUGCAAAUACACUGUAUAUUUUAUUUUAUUAUAUAGAUACGAGUGUUUUACUGGAAAAUAUACCACUCAUAAAAUUCAUAAAAACUACAUCCGAGACCCGAGUGGUUUAUUUUCCAUAAUCUCACACGUGAGUUUAUCGAUGACGUAAUUUCGGUAAUUUCCCUCUAUGAUAUUGUCGAUGUCUUUUUGUCUUUAUGAUAAAAAGAACACUACAUGGCGGCUUGAAGAUAUGAAUUUUAUUUUCUCGUGGCAAAAACAAUAUUUUAGUCACUUGCUGCCCUUGUUCGUAAAAUAUUGUUUUGCCACUCAAAAAUAAAAUUCAUAUCUUCGCACCACCAUGUAAUAUCCUCUAUUUAUUUUGAGUUGAUCAUGUAUAGUGACUGAAACACCUCAAAGAGAGUUGCUUUUAAAGCAUGUAUCUGUCCAUUAUGUUCUUUGUUAUUCAACACAACAAAAUUAGGUAUUUUUUCUGGUAAGAGAUGGGACUUACAUGUAAUAAACUCAGUUAUAUGUAAAUAAGUUUUAAAAAAUUAGGUCAUCUUGGUUACUGUUAAAAAGUGUCACAUUCCCAAUAUGGUAGAUGUAGGAGUUCGCCAAGGCAACGACAUUGAAUAACUAAGGUAGUACUUAGAGUUUGAUUCUUUUUCUACUGUAAAUGAGUUUUAAAAAAUUUGGUCAUCUCGGUUACUAUUAAAAAGUGUCACAUUCCCAAUAUGGUAGAUGUAAGAGUUCACCAAGGCAACAACAUUGAAUUACUAAAGUACUGGAGUUUGAUUCUUUUUCUGCUUUUUCUACAGGUCUUAGGUAAUGUAAAUGUUGUUGAUGAUGUUGCAUCUUUGAUACAACAGCCAUGGCACACAGAGACAAUAUUGAAACAGGUAUUUUAAAUGUAAAGUACAUUAAUACAAUUUGUAAAGGUCCCAACUGCUUCUCUCCGAAAAAAUCGUGUUUCUUAAGUAUAGCAAGGCGCUGACUCUAUCUUGAACUAGAAAAACAAAGUAUCGUAGAGGUCAAUGUUUUCGAGAUGCAGCUUUCAUGGUAAAGAAAACUUAGAGAUCUUUGUAGUUGCUGCUUUGGAAGCUGUGAAAGUGUGAGCUCAUGUUUUCUUCCGCUACACUGAACAAAGCCUCACCCAUGUGUCAUGUUUUGAUGAUCGAUUCUUAAACCUUUUAAGGAAUUUCUCUUCUGGGUUUUAUGUUGGCAUCAAUGGUGAAAUUUAAAUGACUCUUGAGGUUAUUUUUAAUGUUAUUUCCUACUGUUUCUACCACCAUUACCACCUAAACAAACCGAGUUAAAUCUAUAUGCUGGGCUGUCUAUUUCUGAUAUAUUAAUUUUAUUUAUCCGUUUUAGGUGAUUUUAAUUGCUAAACUGCUAAGUACCCUACCAGAGUAUUCAUCUGCUGUUAUCACCAGUGCAGACUCUUUAAUAACUGAACUGUUUACACACAAAGGUAAUGAUUAGACAUAAAUUGAAAGUGCAAAGAAUGUUUGAUCAAAUUUCCUUUCCUGUUCCAGUUUUUCAGCCAAUGUUUAAGUGUUGGAUACUUAAUGAAACACUCUAAUUUCUGGGGCACCCAACGUCAAUUUUCAGAAAAUAUCGGUUCAGAAGAUGAUUUGAGAUCUAGAAUUUUUGGAACAUUUGUUGUAAAAUUUCUUGCUUGCCUGCUUCUCCUAGGAUUUUCGAACAUCUAAAAAUGGUAUAAUUGCCCAUUUUUAAUGGAUUUUUACCCUAAAAAGGUCACCUAGAAUUUUCGGGAGCCUUUCUUCUGGCUGAAAUUUUCGAAAAGGUAAGUUUUGAUCCCUAUAAUUUUCGGAUCACUAGACUUUCAGCUAGGAAAUCCGAAUGGAUGAAAAACUUUUAGGGGAUAAAAAUAUGCCUAUAUCCACCGUUUAAAUACUAAAAUACCCUUAACAAUGCUAUGUUUAAGUGGUUUUGAACUAUAUUCUCGUUGGGUGCCCCUGUAAUUUGUGUUUGUUACUUUUCAACAAUCUUUUUUAGGUUCUGGCACAAUGUUUCUCAGACCAGAAGAGAUCCAUAAACACCAUUCCUUGGCAACUGUUGAUAUUGAGAAGCUAAAGGAGCUCCUUAUUAAGUAAGUGGUGUUGCCAACCACAAUAUUGGCAGCAAACAUGUUAGAUAUGAUGUGCCCGUAAAUGAGCCAUGAUCAUAGAAGUGGAGUAAAAUUAUGCAACCUUGGACUGGAAAUGUUGGUAGUUUCUUGGUGUUGUGUACAGGUGCAAUCACCAGGCCCCAGUUGUUCAAACAUUCGAUAGCACUCUCCACCAGAUAAAAAUCUGUCUAGUGGAUAAUGCAAUUGUUUUCCCAAAUACUUAUCCACUGGAGAGUGAUUUAUCCGGUGGAUAGCGCCAUCCAACGUUUGAACACCCGGGGCCAGAUGAUGUAAUACAAAAGAUUGAAAAUACACUGAACUAUACCCACACAUAAACACAAAAGAGAACCAAAAAUGGUUUCUGCAUCACCAGGAAACACCCAAAAUGUUGGACACUACUUUCUUUGUUUCCUUGAUUUAAUUUGACAAAAACUUAAACAAAGGAACUUUUGGUUCCAAAUUGUUUGACAGUUGUAGCCUGUGUGGCAGGCAUUAAAAGAGCAAGGGAAAGGGAGAAUUUGUGCACCUGAAUUUUUAAUGCGUGCCACACAGGCCUUAACAGUUUUUGUUCCACACACAUCAUUAUUUAUGUCGCUACAAAGUAAACUGAUUGUCGGUAUUACCUUUUUUCAGAUCGUUUAACAAACCUCUGAAUGCAGAAUACUUCUCUACAUUGCAACACCGCCUUCACACUUUGUAUGUCACUCAAAGGUUAGUGUUUGCACUUGUAACCAUCCAAUUGUCCUGGAAUGCAAAAUAAUGUUUUGUUUUCAAAAAGCUUUUUCCACUGGGUUUGCAAAGGUGUAAAGUUUUUGUCACAGGAAACAAAGUGGCCAGAAAAAUGGUUACAGCAGUCAAGGCAAGACUACUGAGACCACACUAUCUUACGUUUGGAUACAAAAUGCAUGAAACACUCUUUUCGCUGGAUGACUUGGUAGUGGGACACAUGGUUUAAUUACUGAAAAGUCACCUGGUAGAAAAUUACAGUAAAAACGUGCAUAAAAGACACUGCAAUUAUGACUCAGACUGAUAGAGACUAGAUUCUUUGACACAAGCAUUCUAAAGAGGUUCUGUAGUGAAGAGAAGUGAAGUGGUGAUGACACUUGACAGUUGUAAAAGAACUGAUGAACUUAUGGCCAUUGUGUACAACCAAGUGCCACUUGAGAAGAAGUCUUCUCUUACUAUGAUAUGCUGUUGCUUCUCCUUGUCUUAUUUUGUUGCUUAUAUUCUUUUCAAAACUUGUUUGUUGCUCUUUUAGUUACACAGCGGCAGCUGUGAUCACACAUGAAGAAGGUGUGGAUGGUGUCCCAUAUCUUGAUAAAUUCACAGUUGGUAGACAAAGUCAGGUAAGUUACAACAUUAGUCAGUUGUGUUUUAAUGUCAUAGCACAAGAUAGGGUUGCCUUAAGUAUCCAAACAUAGGCUUAUGUAUAAAAUGCCUUUAUUGCAGGGUCUUGGGACAAGUGAUAAUUUAUGGAAGAAAAUUAAAGCAGACUUCAGCAGUUUGUUCUGGAGGUCCAGAGGAACAAAUCGGAUUAACCCCUGGUAGGUUUGUUUAUUAAAAGCUGGUGAAAUGAACAGUGGGGAAGAAAAAGUUGUGUUUGUCCUUUGGAUUUACAAAUGUACUAGCUUCAUAUAAGCUCUCAGUUAAUGCAUGUUUGACAAAUAGUUUAGUCUAGUAUAUCUUGUAAUGUCUUUAAGGAUGGUUUUGAAACUCAGCGUUGUCUUCCUUAGGUAUUUUAUCCGCUGCGAUGGUAGCUGGACAAAUGGCAACUGGACUAUAUUUUGGUAACAUUUGCACUACUGUUUCAGUUCUUUUUGACACUUACAUGAAUGCAGUGUUUAAGUUUUGAUAGCUAUGAAUGUCUCUUUAAAAUUGAUGACUUCUUUAUUUCAAACAGGUUUGGAGUUAGAGACCAUGUUCUGACGCAUAGACUUGUUGAACAUGCUAAGAGUAUACCUCCUUCCUUUGAUCCUGUUGCCCCUCGUAAGUAUAGCUUCUCACUUGUUACAGAAACUUGGUUUGAAAGGAUGGUUCCACCACCUGACUUACUCUUGUCUUGUUCCAGAUGAUGAAGCGAAAAGCAAGCGUGUCCUCUCUUCGAAUGGCUAUCACAAGUUUCUUUGAAGAAUUAACAACAGUUAUUAUUCAGAAAGUAACUGUUCUUGAGGGUUGAUGGCCGAGGAAGAGAUCGAUCGAAGUUUGAGGCAACAAGUGACAUCAAAGUUGGCCAAUCUUGGCUACUUGUUACAUAUGACAAAAUUUAGAUAAUACAUUGGCCGAAUUGAUAUGAAAAACAUAUAUUACCCACGUGGGUGAGAUAGGUAGUGUAUCGUUUCACUGCUGCAAACAUAGGUUUGUAUAGAAUUCAAUUUUUUUAGGAAUGAAAUAUUUUUGUACAAGAUAUCCUUUGGUCAUUUCAGGGUGGUAGGUUUAUAAAAAUAAGGUGAUGUUCCUGCAUCAAAUAAAGUUUUCACCAGUUGCAUGGUGUACCUUUGGACAGUUUCUUGACUUUAGCAACGAUGCAUUUUGCACAGGUGUUCUAUAUUGUUUGAGGUAUAUUUUCACAGAUUAUGUUUUUGCUCACCCAAAACCAGAAGAUACGUUUUGUAACUGUUAACGGUGAACCAAAAAGUCCAAUCCCUGCCACGUAACGCUCAUUUGUUCCCCUAUUUAACAGCGUAAAAUGUGCCUACUUUGACCUUUUUUAUUGUAUAAAUAAUAGAUUCAUUUACUGUGAUAGAUAAUCUAAUAUAAAGUAUUUAUUAAUUUAAGAGGUUUACAUUAAUUUUGAGUGUCCUGUUAUGUACCCAGUACAAGCAGAUUGUGUGGAGGGUGUAAAAAGCUUAUUGUGCAUAAAAAAACCUUUCAGCGCCAUAAAAUGGGCUUUUUGGUCCGAAUAAUGAAAUAAAAACG